Molecule: messenger RNA, 11788 nt
Organism: Propithecus coquereli (Coquerel's sifaka)
Lineage: Eukaryota; Metazoa; Chordata; Mammalia; Primates; Indriidae
Gene: DNHD1
Product: dynein heavy chain domain 1
Exons: 32
Coding region: 5-11755 (3916 amino acids)
Biological process (GO): microtubule-based movement
Cellular component (GO): dynein complex
Molecular function (GO): ATP binding; minus-end-directed microtubule motor activity; dynein light intermediate chain binding
Source: RefSeq, a predicted model, not a curated record
GCUCAUGACAGAGCUCACAGAUUUCACGCUGGUCUUCCAAACCAUCAACUCAGACAUUCAUGCCAUUGCGCAGUGCUCCCAGAAGUUGGAUGAGGCCAAUGAACAGUACAUCCACCUGGAGAAGCGAGUGGAAUACAUACGGUCACUCCAUGAACUCAUCCGCAACCACUGUAACCUCCUUAGUGCUGAGAAUGAGGCACUGGACAUCUCGCUUCUGGAUGUGUGGGAGGCAUUUCAGUUUGAGAAGAGCCAGGCCUCAGAGUUCUUGCUCAGCAAGCAACAUUCCAUCGUGCCCAAGCUGCAGCAGAUGAUAGCAGCAGCAUUGGCAGAGCUGGAAGGCCUGCUUGAGAAAGCCCUGUCUGGUCCCUUCAUGGACCCCACGCAAGAGCAGAGAAGCACUGAGUGCCAGCUCAUCUCCAUGGAGCGUCAGUUCCAGAACACAGUCAGCCACAUCAGUGAAUUGCACCGUGCCUAUGCCACCUUCACUGGGGAUGAGAGUCCUGUGCCUCUGCCUAUCUGUGGGACCCGUCCUAUUGUGCAGCAGCAACGCAUCUGGCACCUGUACCGAGUCAUCUCUGAAAACAUCAGCGAGUGGAAGUGCAUGGCUUUUGCCAAGUUCAGUCUGGCUAUGGCCCAGGAGAAGACAGAUGGCUGGCUGACAGAGGCAGCACGGAUGUGCGUGACCCUGGGGCUACACAGCCCGGUGCUGCAAUGCUGCAUGCAUACGCUGGAGGAGUUUCGCAGCUACCUGCCCUUGCUCACCAAGCUGGGCAGCCUCCGGCUGCAGAAUCUGAACUGCCAAUCCCUUUUGCGAGCCUUAGGGCUGGGCUGUCUCCGCAACAUAGAACUCUUAACACUGGGCCAGCUGCUCACUUGUCCACUGCUGGAGUUUGCAGAUCGAAUCAACCAGGUCUGGCAGUACGAAAACGACCGAAUUCACGCUCAAGAGUCCCUACAGAAGCUACAGCAGUGUUGGGAAGUUCGCCAGCUGCGCCUGCUCAACUUCAUCCUGCAUGUCCCCUAUGAGCCACCAGUCUCAGAGCGUUCCAAGAGGCACAUGCUCUGCAGCCCCCAGUGGGAGGUAGUGGGCAAGGACAGUGGCACCUUCAUCCUCUCAGACUACAGCAGCCUGCAGGAUUCCAUCCAGGAAAGUCUUCAGGUGUUAUUCAAGAUCAUGGCCAUCCAGAAGUCAGGAGACUUAUACAAAACAUCUCUGGAAUGGGUGACCAUCAUGCAUGGCCUGGGUGCCCUGCUGGAGGUAUGGGUAACUUUCCAGCAGAAGUGGAUUUUUCUGAAUAAAGCUCUGCAUGAGAUGAAGAUCCAGUUUCCUAGUGCUGACCUGAACUCUCGUUUCAAGGCCAUGGAUGAUCAGUAUCGAACCCUGAUGCGCAUCUCUGUAGCUGACCCCAUGGUUCUGUCACUUAUAGUACCCAGUGCCAAGAGGAGCCCUUACUUCCAAGGCCAGCAGCUGCAACAACUACUGCAAGCAGGAUCAGUGGAGCUGGAGGGUAUCAUCAUGGCUUUGGAGAGUGUGCUUUAUGGGGUGUGUGCUUACUUCCCCCGCCUCUUCUUCCUCAGUGACAGUGAGCUGGUAGCCCUGCUGGCUGCCCCGCUGGAGUCAUGUGAGGCCAAGCUGUGGGUACAACGCUGCUUUCCUCACGUGCAUGCUGUGAAUUUCAAGUCCUGCUCAACUGAUGAGAAAAACAGGGAUGACCAGGCGUCAAGCCCCAGCACACAGACUCAGGUGGAGGCACUUGCAGUGCUAGGGGUGGGUGGGGAGGUAGUGGAGCUGCAGGAGCCCCUUCCUCUGCAUCCAGAUCUCCCUAAGUGGCUGGCCUCUCUGGAGCAGUGUCUGCGCUUGGCAUUGGUGCACAUGCUGCAGAACUGUGUGGCUGCCCGCCUUGCCCAGGGGCCAUCCCUAGGUGAAGCCUUCAAGCAAAGCCAGUUGCCCCCACAACUAUAUGGCUACCACUGGCUGGAUUUAGUCGAGGCCUUCCCAUGGCAGUGUGUGCUGGUGGCAGAGGAGGUGGUGUGGCGGGCUGAGAUGGAGGAGACUCUGCUUAAGGGGGGAACUCCAGCCAUGGUCCCCAUGCAUACGCGCAAGCUUGAGGUACUGGUAUAUUUUGUACGGGCCCAGAGGGGCUCCCAGGGUGGGCAGCCCCUUCCCUCUGUUCGCCAGGCCAGCCUGCUCAGUGCCCUGCUGGUCAUGGCAAUGACUCACCGGGAUAUAGCACAGUUGCUGGAGCAGCACCAGGUCAGUGAUCUGACAGACUUCCACUGGGUCCGCCAACUCAAGUAUCAUCUGGGUUCACCUCACAUGAUCCCCCAAAGCCCCCUGCAGAGUCUCAAGGCUAUUGCAUCUACUGAGCCUUCUCUGGCACCAGCUGCAUGCUGGGUAGAUGUACUGGGCCGGUCCUUCCUGUACAAUUAUGAGUACCUGGGUCCCAGACUGGGGCCUCUACCCAGCCUGCUGCCAGAGCGAACAGCCCUGGUGCUGUUAUUGGCCCUGGAGGAAGUGGCCUGUGGGACCCUCCUGGGCCCUGAUGGUGUGGGCAAGGUUGCUACGGUAAAAAACUUGGCACGGGCCCUGGGCCGCCAGCUGGUGAUGAUGCCCUGGUCAUCUCAGAUAGAAGCCCAGUGCCUGAGCAACUACCUGAAUGGUGCCCUGCAGGGUGGUGCCUGGCUGCUGCUGGAUGCAGCUCAGCACCUGCCCUCUGGCUUGCUCUCUGCCUUGGGCCAGCGUCUGGCUGAAGUGCACCACCUCUAUGCCCCACUGUAUCAGGAGGCUUCCCGGACCACCAGUACCACAGACCCCACCCAGCCCCAGCUCCUUGGCAGUGGCUUCUUUGAGAAACAUCACGUGUCUAUGCGCCUUGGCUAUGGCUGUCUCCUGACACUGCGUGCCCUGAGCCCUGCUGUGCCUGCCAACCUGCACUUGCUACUGCGGCCUGUGGCAUUGGCACUGCCUGAUCUCCAGCAAGUGGCAGAGCUGACCCUGCUAGGUGCAGGGAUACGAGAUGCCUCCCGCAUGGCUACCCGCCUAUCCAAAUUCUUCUUCCUAGAGCGUGAGCUGGUGUCUGGGCCCCUGCCCUGCCGCUUACCACUGCUCAAGCAGAUACUACAAGACACAAUACAGACACUAAAUGAGACCAAGGGGGAACCCAAGACUCAGCAGCCCCGCAGCCAGGCUGCCCUUGAGGAGGCUGCCCUACUGCGUGCCCUGUUGCGCUCACCACUGUUCAGCAUCCUCAGUGGGCUCCGCCUGCACAACCUCCGAGAGCUGCUCUGUGGGCUUUUCCCUAGUGCCAGCCAAGUGCUGGCAGAGCCUAUGACCCACAGGCUGCUGAAGCCACUAAUGGUGGAGGAACUGAGGCAGGUAGGCCUGCAUCCUAGCCCUGACAUUUUGGGGUCCCUGGAACAGCUGAGCCAGGCCCUAUGCCGGACAUCAGGCAUUCUGCUCCUGGGCCCUGCAGGCAGCGGCAAGACCACUUGUUGGCACAGCUUAUUUAAGAUCCAGAAUCGGCUGGCAGCCAUGGAGGCCACCUCAACCCAUGGCUACCAGCCUGCAGAAAUUACCCACCUGUACCCCAGUGUCCUCAGCCCCCAGGAGUUCCUGGGAUGGCUAGAGGGCCCCUGCUGGCACCAUGGUGUCUUCCCCAGGGUUCUUCAUGCAGCCAGUCAGUGUAACAGCAUGGGGCCAAAAGGGCAGAAGGAGGAAUCAGUGGGGAUCCAGCACUGGAUAAUAUGUGAUGGGGCCUCUAAUGCUGCUUGGCUGGACUUCAUCACUUGCCUCCUGAGUGAGCUCCCCCAGCUUACUCUCCCCAAUGGACAGCAGAUAGCACGACCCCCAGGUACCUUUCUCUUGAUGGAAGUGGCAGAUGCAACAGGUAUGUCUCCCACAGUGGUGGGCUGUUGUGCCCUAGUCUGGUGUGGUGGGGAGCAGACUUGGCAGUGUAUGCUUAGUGUCCUGAUGGCAUCCCUGCCCCAUGAGUACCGCCUGCAGCAACAGACAAUCACUGAGCUCAACCGCCUAGCUGAAGUUCUGGUGCCUGCCACGUUCCGAUUCCUUGCCCGCCAGGGUGCCAGCUCUGUGCUGCAGGUACAUGGGCAGCAGGCUGUUUGCCCAGGUGUGGCAGAAGUCACCAGCCUGGCCCGCAUCUUGCGUGCUCUGCUUGACCCCCACCUGCAUCUAGAGGAGAAGAAGGCACGUGGCCCAGAAGACCUCAGCGUUAGCGAUCCUGUGUCCCAAAGCAUCAAGUCUUCAAAAAGCGGCUCUCUGAACCAGUCCCAGGCUGACAGCAAUGACGUAUCGAAUAAGCACAGGGAACACUUGCUGGCUGUCAGCAGUUUUCUGUUUGCCCUGAUCUGGGGCUUUGGAGCCCACCUUCCCUCCAGGCUCUGGCCCGUCUUUGAUACCUUCAUGAGGGGUUCCAUUAGCUGCCUCUCCAACUACCCUGAGCCACCACCGUCAGCCUUGGUGUUUGAUCUACACGUAAGCCCCGAAGAUGGGACACUGGCCCCCUUCACUGGGCACUACCUGAGCAACCACGUGAAAGGGACUCUGGGCACUUUCCACCCUUCUACUCAGACUGAACGGCUCUUUUAUGCAGUGGACCUGCUUCUGUCAGCGGGACAGCCUGUGCUGCUGGCUGGAGAGGCAGCAACAGGGAAGUCAGCCUUUGUGGAGGUGCUAGUGGAGCCAAGCCACCCUUACAUAUACAGCGCCAUCCACCCUGUCUUCAGCUCCACCCACCUCCGUCUCCUGCUGAGUAGAGGGGUCCAGGGCCAAGCCCAAGCCAGCCUGUGGUCUGGGCAUCACCAGGAUUCUAAAGACUCCCUUCUCUUCCUGCUGGAGGAUCUGCACCUGGCCACUUCUGACCCAGAGAAGAGCUGCCAACCAGUGUUGGAGACUCUGCGCCAGGCCAUAGACGGCACUGUGUAUGCCCACGGCACCUUGGAACUGCAGACGCUGCAGCCUAUAGUCAACUUCCUUGCCACUGCCACAGUACCAGGCUACUGUGAGCGUCCACUAUGCCCACGCCUCUUUCGACUCUUCACAGUGCUGGCCCUGGAAAGCAUGAGCCAGGCCACCCUGCUGAGCAGGCAUGUGCCUGGUAUUCAGGCCUGGCUUGAGGGCUUCCCUUCUGUGGAGCAGGAGAGUGUUCUGGCAAGAGCCCUGGUCCGGGCCUCAGUGGAGGCCUGGGAGGCUGUGAGCAACUGCUUCAUGCCUUCACCCCUCUGCCCACACUACCGCUUUUCCCUACACUCUGUGAGCCAGCUAUUGGGAAGCCUGCAGCUGCUGCCCACCAGAAUAGGCUCCCAAGGUUUUGUGGACUGUCCCAACCACCAGGAGCACUUGCGCCGGGUGUCAGGCUUGCGUGGCACUCGCCUGACCAUUAUGGUGGCCAUGCGCAACAUGGUGCGUCUUUGGUUGCAUGAGGCACAGAGAACAUUUUGUGACCGGCUAGACAGCCCUAAGGAACGCUCCUACUGUGCCAAGCUGCUCCUAGAAGUAGCUCAGAGUGUCUUCUGCUGUGGGCUGGGGCCCCAUCAGCUGGGUGAGGACCUUGAGGAAGAUGAGGAGGAGGAGAAGGUGUCUGAAGUGGAAUCUGAAGGGGAGCUGGCCCAGUGGGAGGACUCAAGCAAUAGCAACAGUGAGACAGAGGAGGAAGAGGACCCUUAUGGCCUUCAGAUCAUCAGAAGCUCACACCCCACUGAUUCAAGUCGAGCACCAUCCAUAAGGCCAGCAAGCAGGGAGACCACAGAAAGCAUCAGUCACAAGAUAAGGCAGGAAGAAGACACAAGGGCUCCCAGCCAUCAGCUCCAGGGAAACAAAUCAUCCAAGUCUUGGUGGCAUAAGGCACCUCAGAUGGACCAGAUUUCACCGCUGUUGCUACCAGCGCUACUACUCCGUCCCCAGGAAAAGCCCUCAGAUCUGGUCUUCAGUCAGGAGCUGAUACUGGGGUCUAACUCUGAGAGCCCCAACUUGUACCUGGAACGACAGUGGGAGAGCCUGGAGGAGCAGCUGGCCACUUCAGCUUCUCAGCUGAAGCUGAGCCCCAACCUUGCUCGAUGCCACUCCAUGGCCCAGCAUGUGGCCCGCCUGGUCCGGGUGCUGGCCAGGCCCCGGCAGCAUGGCCUACUGCUCUCACAGGCUCUGGGUACUGGGCGCCAUACUGCUAUCACUCUGGCUUCUGGCAUUUGUCAGGCCCGCCUCUUCCAUCUGCCGUCUGGGUCAGAGGAGGCCAUUCUCCAGUGCCUACGAGAUGCCAGCUGGCAUGCUGGCAUGUUAGGCCAACCGGUGGCCUUGCUGGUGCCCAAGCGUGUGGAUCUUAUAACCCUUCAUCGCCUGUUGGCCCUGGCAACCUCAGGCAGUUUCCCUGAUCAGUACACAGAGGCAGACCUGGCUAACAUUGAAAAACACCUCCCCAGGGAGAACACUGGUGCCAAACAGAACAUCAGGAAGGAAACGGUGUUGCAGAGGUUCUACCAGCAAGUGUGCAGCCACCUGCACAUGUUCUUCCUGAUUGAAGAUGAACAGGCCCACAAGCAGAUGCCCUCCACCCUUUUUCUGAGGCUCCUUCAACUGGCCACUGCCAGCAUUGACCGCUAUGAACCCUGGGACCAAGCUGCCCUGGUCAAGGUGGCCCAGCACCACCUGGAGAGUGCUCAGAGUCUACCCCUUGAUGACGGUUCCUGGAAGUGCCCAGACCUCCAGGCCUCAAUUCCCAGUGUGGCCAAAGCCAUGGCUCGUAUCCACCUUUCGGCUGCCUACUACCACGAGCAACUGUGCCCUGUAUUGCCACUUGUCACCCCCAAGACCUUCCUAGACUUUCUGGACACCUUCCUGCUGCUGCAACAACAGAUGACUUUGCAGAUGAAGAACAAGGCUCUGCGGAUCCAGAAUGCCAUGGAGAAUCUGAGAAUGCUGAUUGAGGAGCACAAUGCCCAUGCCAACCUGGUCUUCAACUUGGAACAGAAGCUGACAGACUCCCGCAAGAACCUCAGCAUAUUUCAGCAGCAGCUAGGGCAAAGCAAGCACCAAUACAGGCGGCAGCUGGCAGAGUGUCGGCAUCAGGAGAAUCUCAUUGAGAACCUGGCUAAGCAGCGGGAUGCCCUACAGGAUCAGCAUGAAGCAUUCCUGGAACAGAUGGGAAAGGCAUUUCUGGGGCCUCUGAGCCAGCUGCAAGUAGCUGACUUUGAGGAGAUACGGAGCUAUCGAGCACCACCAGAAUCUGUGGUCCAGGUGACCGAUGCACUAUGCAACCUCUUCCACCGUGAAACAGGCUGGGCCAGUGCUAAGCAGCUGUUAUGCACUGAGGAUUUUUAUCAGAAGCUGGUGUUCUUCCCCAAGGAGAAGAUGACAGACUCAGAGCUAACAAAGUUGCACCUAGCUCUGAAGGCUCCAGGUAUGAGCAAUGCAGCCCUGCAAGCAGUAAGCGCAUCUGCAGCAAGCCUGGUGACCUGGCUCUGGGCCGUUCUGCAUUAUGGGCUGGCACAGCGCCGGGGGCUGCCCACUGGCCUGCUGCUGCAGCAAGUGGAGGUAACACUGGCUCGGGAGCAGGCUCGCCUGGGCCACUACCAGUUUCAGGCCCAGGAGCUCCUGGAGCAGAAUUCGGCCCUGACUAAGAAAGUGGAGGAUGCCCAAGCUUCCUACAACUCUGUGGAGGAGGCCCUCAAUUGGACACUGUGCGGCCAAUAUCACAAAUGGCCCAUAAAGGCUGCAUUGCUCACACCCAUGCACUCCUGGACUACACAGCUCCAGAAGUUGAAGGAGCACUACAUUACUGUGUUCGGAGAUGCCCUCCUACAUUCAGCUGCCAUCAUCUACCUGGGUCCCUUUCCACCAUUGCGGCGCCAAGAGCUCCUGGACAAGUGGCUGGCUCUGUGUAGGGGCUUUCAGGAGGCCCUGGGCCCAGAUGAUGUGGCACAGGCACUGAAGCAGAAGCAAAAAUCUGUCAGCAUGCCACCAAAGAAGCCCCUGCUGCCCACAUGCUCUCCCUUUAGUAUUCUGUCCUUGAUGAGCUCUGCAUCCGAACAGUGCCAGUGGGACCGAGACCUGAAGCCCCAGGCAAAGUCAGCCCGCCUGGCAGGCCUCCUUCUGCGAAGCACCACCCACUACAGUAGGUGCCGUUGGCCUCUGCUGCUUGACCCCAGCAACCAGGCCCUCAUGUGGCUGAGCCCACUGCCUCUGACAGAGAACAGAUGCGUGGUGCCAGCAGGUAGAGGGAAGGGCCUCAUGAGAAACCAGAACAGAAAGAGUAAAGAGGAGGACACAAAAGAGGAAGAUGAUGACAGUGAAGAGAGUCAUGAGGCUAAGGACCAGACAAAAGAGCAGAAGGCAGAAGAAAGGGAAAACAAGGAGGAGGAGAAUAAGAAAGAGCAAGAGCAAGAGGAGAAAAAAGAGCAAGAAGAGAAAGAGAAGGAGAAGGAGACGGAGAGCCAGAGGUCAAAGCCAGCCUCUGAGACUCAGUCUCCACCUCUUCCCUGCCUUAGGGUCCUCUCAGGCGCCGACCCAGAGCUGGGUCCUCAGCUCUGGGAGGCAGCUGCUGGUGGCCUGCCCGUGCUACUGACCAACGUGGAGCUGGGCCUGGAGUGCCAAGAACUGCAAUGGUUGCUGCAGCGGGAGCAGCUGAGUCCACCCCAGGUGCAGCCUGGCUUCUGUCUCUAUCUGAGCACCACCCUGCCCCUCCAUGCCUUGGAAAAAGUGCUAGGUUGUGAACUGCUGAAGGGGCUGAAUGUGCUGGAUCUGGGCCUGAACAUGGAAAUACUAGAAGAACAGAUGCUGCAUGAAAUCUUGUGUAGAGAGCGUCCUGAGCUUGAGACCCGCUGGCAGGAGCUGAAGAUCAGAGCCAUGGAUGCUCGUGAAGCCGUGGAGGCUGCUGAGGAGCAGCUGCUGAUGAGGCUGCUGCUCCAGAAUCCAAAAUGUCAGAAACCAGCUAAGUUUCUGCGGAACAUGGUGAGGGCCCAGGCAGAGCUCUGUCAGCUGCGUGCCCAUUCAGAAGAGGUAGAAGAGCAGAAGCUACAGGAGAUGGUAUUAUGGGCACCUUAUCGGCGUGUGGCUUGGCAUGGAAUGGCCAUUGUAAAGGCCCUAAGCCAAUUGCAGAAUUUGCUGCCACUUUUCCGUAUGAGCCCAGAGAACUGGCUGGCAGCCACCAAGCAGGCUCUGGACAGGAUGAAGCCAUGUGAGAUUCGUCAUGGGGAGGACCUGGCCAGCCAUCUGCUGCAGCUAAGAACACACCUGACCCACCAACUUCUGGGCAGUGCCGUGGCUGCACUGGGCCUGACCCAACUACCCUUGGUGGGUGCCUUGGGUGCUUUGGCUCUGCUGCGAGUGACAAGGAAGGCAUCAGAGCUGGAGAGGCUGGCAUUCUGGCCUGGAUUGGCAGCCUCUCCCAGCACAAGUCACAGCAAGGAAGUCCCAAGUGUGGCUCGACCUGCCUGGGUAGGGCCAAGAGCCUGGCGUGAAUGUGAGUUGUUAGAGCUGCUUCCCCCAUUUGUUGGGCUGUGUGAAUCCCUGGCAGGCCACUCCAAUGUUUGGCAGGCUUAUCUGUCACUGUCAUCCACAGUGCUGGGUCCUGCACCUGGGCCUGGUUCUAAGCCACUCAGCCUCCUCCAGAAGCUGAUCCUGUGGCGUGUGCUGCGACCUGAGUGCCUGGCAGGUGCCCUGGCAGACUUCACCACCAGCCUCCUGGGCCGGCCCCUGGAUGAAAACCUGGGUGCCCCCACCAUGCCAUUUAAACACAGUCAGGCCACUCAGCCCAUGCUGAUCUUGUUGCCACCGCCUGGUCACCCCACAGCCACUUUGCAUCCCUUGACUGUUAUCCAGAAACUGGCUGCCAAGCAUGAGCAGGGGCAGAAGCAUCUGCAGGUGAUAGCCCUGGGCUCUGAAGCCUGGGACCCGGUCUCAGUCGUGGUCAGCACUCUAUGCCAGGCCAUGAACAAGGGGCACUGGCUGGUGCUGGAUAACUGUCAUCUGAUGCCUCAUUGGCCGAAAGAGCUGCUACAGCCCUUGCUGGGACUGUUGGAUGGAGCCAAGGUGGUCUCGGACGUGGAAUUGGAACUGCUUUUAGCCCAACCCCAAAGCAGGAAUGUGGCCACAGUUCACAGAGAUUUUCGUCUUUGGCUUAUUGUGUCUGUGGAGUCUACUGCUUCCUUGCCAGCUGUGCUGACUCAGCACUCUAUGCCUGUUUUCUGGGACCAGUCCCUGGAGCUGGGCCACGUUUUGAUUGACAGUGUGGAGCUAGCCCAGCAAGGACUCUACAUGCAAUCCCCAACCCAGGCACUGCCUCUGCUUCUCCUACAUGGCCUUCUGCUACACCGGCAGCUCUACAGAACAAGGCUGCAGGCACACAGGGGCCGCUGGAGUCAAGUGACCCUAACCCAGGUCCUUAAGAUCCAAGAUCAGCUGUGGGCCAGUCUCAGCAAUCCCAGUGCUGCCAUGCAGGAGCUGGCUGCUUCAGUUUUCUAUGGGGGUCCUGUGGGGGACACCGAGGACAGGAAGGUCCUGAUUAGCCUCACACGAGCCUGCUUGAGGCCUAGCAGCGGGAGUUGGGUUCAACCACACACACCACAGUAUCUGCUGGCUACACUGAUGCCCAGCCCAGAGCUAGGGGAGCUGGAUGCAAUGGCAGAGUGCAAGGCCCAGAUGCACCUACUGCCCACACCAUCUGAACCCCGGAUCUGUGGACUGAGUGAGGGCCCCCAGGCCUGGCUGUUGCGACGCCAGAGUCGCGCUCUCCUAAGUGCUUUGCAACUGAGUUCACCUACAUGGGUUCCUGUGGCUCGUGGAAGCACCCAGCGUGCAGAAAGGCGACUGCGGCAACGCCUAAUGCAAGCCACGCGGAGGCUGGAGUCACUGCAGAUACUGCUGACCGACACUGCUCGCCAAGAGUUUAGCGCCCCAUGGGCAGUGCUGGGCCCGAAUGCGCGGCGGCCUCUAGAGGGCUUCCUAGAGGUCGAGGCGCUGGAACUGAGCCAGUUGGCUGGCAUGAUACAACAGGACCUCGACUGCCUGUUGCAGCAGCUGAAGGGCGCACCCCCGUGCGCCUCCCAGCGUUGUGCCGCAGUGGCCCACGCUCUCUGGAAUGGCCGCCUACCCCAGCCUUGGCAAGCUCAUGCUCCCGCCGGUCCGCAGCCACCCUGGCACUGGCUGCGACAGCUCUCGCGUCGUGGGCAGCUGUUGGUUCGCUACCUGGGCGUGGGCGUGGACACCGAUGUACCAGAGCGCGUCUUCCACCUGUCAGCCUUUCGCCACCCGCGCCGCCUGCUGCUGGCACUGCGUUGGGAGGCUGCCCUUAACCAGAAUGUGUCCAGCUCGAAUUUUCCUGGUAGCCAACGCUCCGGUUCCAGUCAGUUCCCGCAUAAACGUCAGGAGUUAAACAGCAGCCCUCUGCACCUCCAGGUGGAGAAUGGCCCAAAUCCCUCAGUUCCAGAGAGGGGGCUGCUGCUGAUCGGGCUACAGCUCCUACACGCCGAGUGGGACCCCAUAGCUGGGGCCUUGCAGGACAGUCCUUCCAGCCGGCCUAGCCCUCUGCCUCCGGUCAGCGUCAGCACACAGGCCCCGGACGCCACAGACCUUCCAACCCCAGCCGGCCUGACUGUGUACUCGUGUCCUGUGUACAUGGCAGGGCCCCUUGGCACCACAAAGCUGCAGAGCAGGAACAUCCUGAUGCACCUGCCCCUACUCACAAAGCUCAGCCCUGCCACCUGUGUCCAACGGAGAGUCCAUGUGUGCAGCCCACCCCUGACCUGAGCCUCUCUACCAAAAUAAAGUUGUAGUUAUUCC